UCUGGCUGGAUAAGGUGACGGAUGCGGGGUGGGGGGGCAGCCGUGGUAUCCUUCCCCCUGCCCCUCGCCCGCGUGAGUGCCUGGGUCCUUCAGCCGCCGCCGCAUCUCUGCCUCCGUCCCCCACUCGGAGCCUGCAGCUUUCGCUUUCCUGUGGGGCGAGAGGCCGCCGGGCCUGCUCUCCGUCUCUCUCUUUCAACGCCAUCCUCCCGUCUUCACCCGGCAGGGCCGAGGAGCAUCUCGGGUCUCCGGUGAAAAUCGGGAACCUGGACCACCCCCUCGGCGGCUUGGGCCCGAAGCCUUCAGUCCGGGGGAAUUCUCCACCCUUUCUCCCCCCCCGCCCCCCGCGCGCCUUAAUUCUGCCCCACAGACAAUGAAAGAAUUCUAAUGGGUGCACUAUUCUGAAAUUCGGUUUUGCUGGAUGCCAUUAUGGAUGAACAGCAAGCUUUGAAUUCAAUCAUGCAGGAUUUGGCAGUUCUUCAUAAGGCAAGUCGUCCUGCUUUGCCGCUUCAAGAAAUGGGAAAGGGAAAGUUAACUUCACCCAAAAAGCAGAAUGAUGUACGAGUCAAAUUUGAACAUCGAGGAGAAAAAAGAAUCCUACAGUUUUCUAGACCUAUCAAGCUAGAAGAUCUUGCAUCAAAAGCUAAAGUUGCCUUUGGACAGUCCAUGAAUUUGUAUUACAGCAAUAAUGAGCUGGUAAUUCCAUUAGCUAUCCAGGAUGAUCUGGACAAAGCUGUGGAGCUCCUUGAUCGCAGUGUUCACAUAAAGAGCCUCAAGAUACUGCUUGUUGCUCAUGGAAACACACAGAAUAACAUGGAUCCCUUGUCAUCAUUAGAAGAUUUGGAUAAUACAGUUUUCAGAGUAACAGAAAAGAAAAACAGGAAUUCUGUAAUAGGCUAUACUCGUGACAGCAGUUCUCCACCUCCAGGAUACAUUCCAGAUGAUCAUGUGGCACGGAAUGGAUCUUUCACUAGUAUCAACAGUGAGGGCGAGUUCAUUCCAGAAAAAGACUUAAUGUUGGAUCCAUUAUCACUGAGUAGCCCUGAAAAUUCUGGCUCGGGGAGUUGCCCUUCACUUGAUAGCCCUUUAGAUGGAGAGAACUACCCUAAGUCCCGGAUGCCAAGAGCUCAGAGCUAUCCUGAUAACCAUCAAGAAUUCUCUGGAGCAAAUAUUCUUCGUGACUCUGCAGGCAAUGUUAAGUUAGGUGAUUUUGGUGCCAGCAAACGGCUUCAAACAAUUUGUCUAUCUGGUACCGGAAUGAAGUCUGCUACAGGAACUCCAUACUGGAUGAGUCCAGAAGUGAUUAGUGGGGAAGGAUAUGGAAGAAAAGCAGAUAUUUGGAGUGUAGGCUGUACAGUUGUUGAAAUGCUUACUGAGAAGCCACCUUGGGCAGAAUUUGAAGCAAUGGCUGCCAUUUUUAAAAUUGCCACACAGCCAACCAAUCCCCAGCUGCCACCUCACGUCUCAGACUACGGUCGGGAUUUUCUAAAGCGGAUAUUUACUGAGGCUAAGUUGCGACCAUCUGCAGAUGAACUGCUGAGACAUACAUUUGCACAUUAUCACUGAUGGCCUGCCUCAAUCCCUCUCACCUACUGCAUUUUUUACUGCACUUUUUUUUAUACAGAGUUGAAAAAAGACAAGGGAGAAAUUAUUUCUCUUGAUUCUUUCUUUCAUAUAAAAUUGUUAAGAUCUCUCUGCAUAUUUAGAAUGCAGAUUUUUUCCCAUUUAAAUCUCUUUUGUUUCAGUAAUGUACUGAUGUGGUUUGCAUAAAGCACUUUAGUACAUAUUCAUUCCUUAUUUAAAGGGGUAAAGAAUUUAUUUGGACCAUCAGGAAUCAUGUAUAAGAUUUUCCCCAUCCCUAUUCCCUGGCAAGCACUGCUAAUUAACUCCCAAGGCUGGGAAGGUACACGUCACUAGCAGAUUCAGAAAAGCAGUAUAUAUCCAGUGGUUGCAGUGUAUAAAUAGAUAACAAAGAGCUCUCAAUUAUAUUUGAGCUUUGAAAUAAGUUUCAUCUGUGAUUCUGGAAAUUCAUUUAGAAGCUAGAAUCUCAGGUUGCUGAGCAAGGUACAUUUUGGAAAAUAAACCAUCAUAUUAGCACAAAAAUGUAAACCAAAUAAGUGUUCUGCUUUGAAAGAUAAGAAGCCUGUUGUUUAAUAGUGCUAGUGCAUUAAUGUUGUAUAUCCAGAAUCAUAGAUAAACAGUUUGCUGUAGUAUCAGACUUCUCUAAAGUUAAACAAUGCCCACAUAUCAUGCAACAUACUGAUUUUCAGGGUUGGAAACAGAGUUGAUCUGUGAGGAGUCUCUAAUGGGUAAAAUGAAGUUUAUUUCAUGCAGCAUAAUUCUGUUCAUAUUAAGAAUAUGUUCCAUAUUCUUUCUUCUGUCCCAAUUAUUCUUCUGAUUCCCUAAAAUAUUUUAUAAGAUCCAGGAUUUUUUUUCUAUUAGUUUUAUCAUAAAAUACUUAAGGUAGAAUUGGCAGGAGUGUCAAAAAUACAGUUUCUCCUUCUGUUGCUGCUGAACUGAAUUUUGUGUCUGAGAUGCAUAUUUUAUUUGUCAAACCUCCUUUGCAUAAUCUGACUAACUUGCACUGGAUUGACUGUGUAGAAUUAACUUUGCGGGUUGCAAAUGCCUUACUAAUUUGCAUUGGAAAAGCAAGUUUGGUAGAAUGAGAUCUGGAAGCUCCCAUGUGUAUCUAUACUAUAUAAUUCAGUUACAGGUGAAGAAGAAGGAAUAUGUAAUACAGAUAGAAAAAAAAAGACCUUUUCACUCCCAGUUGUUUUUUUAAUGUAUUUAUUUAGAUAUUUUACUUUUGAUUUAAAUAAUAAUAAAGGAAUAAUCAGAUGUGGGAUUAUUGUCCCAAUUGUUUCAACCCAUAUUUGGACAUCUUAAUACAAUAGAACUGUAGAAUGUAUGUUUGCUGACUGGCCCUUUAGGAUAUGUCUAGCACCAAACAAUAAAAGUAAUUGGAAAAUGGGAAAGAUGCUUCCAUUUUUCAGAAGUAAACAUUACUAUUAAUUGUUGUAAACAUUACUAUUGUUUCCUAGGCUUUCUGCAAAAUGUCCAAAGCAAGUCAAAUUGUACAAAGAUAGAUACUAUAAUAAUGCUAUUAAAUCUGACCAACAAUUACAUAUAAAACAUAAGUUAC
This is a messenger RNA of Notechis scutatus (mainland tiger snake), 3139 nucleotides long. NCBI's taxonomy places the organism in Eukaryota, Metazoa, Chordata, Lepidosauria, Squamata, Elapidae. The record is from RefSeq and is a predicted model, not a curated record.